GACUGACACGCAGUGCGAUGAAUUUUUUUUAUGAUAUCGAGUAAUUUAAAUCUACCCGCCCUUUGACCCCACGUGACUUGUCAACCGUGAAACCCUCAAAAUCAUCCCCUUGAAAAUAAAUCGAUGGUCCCGCGCACACGAUGAGCCUCGGAUUGAGACCAUUGAGACUAGGUGUCCGUCAUCCUCCUCUGAUUGUCGCACUCCUCUCACUCCAUCCUCGUCUCAACCUUGAAUUUCCUCCACGACGACCUCCCGGAGCGUUUACUCUCGGCGGGUGAAGUUGUUUUUACUCGUACUCCCCCAAAAGCCUCAUGUGCUGAUCUGUACGCACUAUUAAAAGUGCGUAAAACGGCAAAAAAAUUAUUAAAUACACUCAUGUUUUGGUGUUGGAGAACUCAGUGUGUGGAGAAUGGUCUUGUGCUUCACAGGGAUGAUUUAACCUCUCGCUGAGGGCUCAGGGUCAUCCAACUAUUUUACCCAAGUGUUCCAGUUGAAAUUACGGACUCUAUGAAGACUCAGUGAUGAAUUUUUGAAUUUAAUCGGGGGAAAUGUGAGCUGGGAAUCGGAUUCCUGGUGAUUGAUGCUUGGAUUAUCAUUGUGAAAAUUAAGAUGGUGCAGCGACCGGUUGUACCUCGACGCAACGUCAGGAUUCUCCUGAUCGGUGAUCAGAGUGUGGGUAAGACAUCCCUGAUCCUGUCGUUGGUGAGUGAGGAAUAUGCCGAGGAGGUGCCGCACAAGGCCGAGGAAAUAACGAUACCAGCAGACGUUACCCCAGAGCAAGUGCCGACCCACAUCGUUGAUUACUCCUCGACAGAGCAGACUGAGGAUCAGCUGAUGGAUGAGAUCCAGAAGGCCCACGUAAUCUGCGUCGUCUACUCGGUUGAUGACGAGGACACCCUGGACAGAGCUGCAAGCUACUGGCUGCCACUCGUCAGGAAAUGCUCGAGCAUAAAUAGAUGUCCUGUUGUUCUCGUAGGGAAUAAAAUUGAUCUCGUCGAUUAUUCCACCAUCGAGGCGGUCUACCCCAUCAUGAAGGAGUUCUCGGAGAUCGAGAGCUGUAUUGAGUGCUCUGCCAAGACACUCCAAAACAUAUCUGAGAUGUUUUAUUAUGCUCAGAAAGCGGUGCUGCAUCCCACAACUCCACUGUAUAAUUACGACACUCAGGAACUCACCGACGAGUGCAAAAGAGCUCUCCAGAGAAUAUUCAAGAUUUGUGAUCUCGAUAAUGAUGGGCUGCUCAAUGAUAUGGAGCUCAAUAACUUCCAGCAGUCGUGCUUCAAUACUCCUCUGCAGCCCCAGGUCCUGGAAGACGUCAAGGCGGUGCUGUCGAAAAAUAUUCACGAUGGCACGUGCAAUGGAUGUGUCACCAUGAAAGGCUUCAUGUAUCUCCAGUGUUUAUUUAUCCAGCGAGGGAGGAACGAAACCACGUGGGCUGUGCUCAGGAAAUUCGGAUACGACAAUGAGCUGCAGAUGUCGAAAGAUUACAUCCACCCGCCGCUGAAAGUACCGUCUGGUUGUACCACAGAGUUAUCCCACAAAGGCCAAGAAUUCCUGACAGUACUAUUCAUGCUGCACGAUAGAGAUCGUGAUGGUGCUUUAUCACCAUCUGAAAUGGACUCGUUGUUUUCGCGUUGCGUGACACCACCAUGGGGCGACGAGUUCAAACACACUGUAUCCACUAAUGAAAAGGGCUGGAUCACCUAUCAAGGAUACAUGUGUCAAUGGGCCCUUAUGACGCUGACAAACGUUCGAAAAACUCUGGAGUACAUGGCAUACCUCGGCUACAACAUCUUCAACAAUGAGUGUCAAACGAGUGCUGUUACUGUAACCAGAGAGAAAAAAUUAGAUCUAGCCAAGAAGCAGUCCAGUCGAAAUGUCUACACAUGUCACGUCAUUGGUCGAAAGAGCAGUGGAAAAACCACGCUAUGUAGGACGUUUAUUGAUCCGAAACUCGAGAAAUUGACUGAUGAUAAAGUACCAGCGAAUGCUCAGUUGGCUGCGAAUACGGUGCACGUUUAUGGCCAGGAGAAGACUAUUAUAUUGAGAGAUAUUAAUAUUUUGAAUGUUCAAGAUGCCUUAACUCCUGCACAAAUACAGUGCGAUGCUGCAGCCCUUGUUUACGAUUCUAGCGAUCCAAAAUCGUUCGAGUAUAUCGCUCGUAUUUAUAUUAAAUAUUUUGCGGACAGCAAAAUACCCGUACUAAUAGUUGCAAACAAGAGUGACCUCGCUGAAGUGAAACAGGAGUACCUGCUGCAGCCAGCGAGUUUCUGCAGCAAAUACAAACUCAUGCCCCCACAACCGUACAGCAUUACUCGGACUGUACGACCGGAGAUAUUCGUCAAAUUAGCAACAAUGGCUGCCUUUCCCCGCUUUCAAGCAGCGUGGGUAUUAUUUUACAAACACAGCCGUUUGAGGCGUAUGGUCCACAUGUUGCUUGUCAAUCCUUCACCAAAUCAAUGGUGGAAUUGUUUCACAAGACACAUGAAGCAGUUCGGUCUCGUUCAAGGGGAUUCAGUCGUCUGGUGGAAGGCUGGUCUUGGAAUAGCAGCAGCCACUGUAGCUGGUUUCAUGAUGAUGCGUGUACUCAACACGAACAAAAGAUAGUCUUACCAUAUUAUAUAUUUUUUUUCUCCUAUCCCUAUUCCUCGUAAUAUACCACUUGUUUAAGAGAACAAUGCCCUUAUCGUAAAGCACGCGUUAAGUUAAUAAACACUGUUCCCAAAUUCAA
Fopius arisanus is the source of this 2728-nucleotide messenger RNA. RefSeq names its product mitochondrial Rho GTPase (gene Miro). Lineage: Eukaryota; Metazoa; Arthropoda; Insecta; Hymenoptera; Braconidae. Bases 610 to 2604 code for a protein of 664 amino acids. The record is from RefSeq and is a predicted model, not a curated record. The transcript has 10 exons. Gene Ontology annotation, molecular function: GTP binding; GTPase activity; calcium ion binding. Gene Ontology annotation, cellular component: mitochondrial outer membrane. Gene Ontology annotation, biological process: small GTPase-mediated signal transduction; mitochondrion organization.